UUCACUUCCUCAGCUGUUUUUGCAGAGGUAAACAUGUCUGCUGCCGUAACUCCAGCGGUCCCACAACAUUCUACGCAAACGCCGCCUUCAGGAACCGUGGCGUUUGAUUUGUCCCGGCCUCCAGCCAUCGAAGGCUUCAAUCCUCUGCCGGUGUCCAGAAAUGAGACGUUCGUAGAGAAAUUCACGAGGAAAACUAAGGAGAACCCGUUUGUCCCCAUAGGGUGUUUGGGAACAGCAGGGGCGCUGAUGUACGGUCUCCGUGCCUUCCAUCAAGGGAAGAACAGACAGUCCCAGAUGCUGAUGCGGGGACGUAUCCUCGCUCAAGGCUUCACCGUUGCUGCAUUAGUCUUUGGAGUCUUGGCCACAACCUUGAAAUCUAAACAGUAAAGAAAGACUGAAUUGUGUCUGUUCAUUCAAGACCCUGUGUCUCAGCUGAAUGUUAUCAAUUCUGACAUUGUUUGGCUACCACUGUUGGUCAACAGUUUAUUAUUUAAAACUGCAACUUGCUUUUGACAAUAUUUUGCUUCAGUUUCCCUUAAGGUAAUCUAAUUAAACCAGCUCCUUACCAGUCCAAGUUAGUAUGUCAAUGUCAUUUCUUAUGUAAACUGGUUUGAAGCAGAAAUGCUGAUCACUUUUUUUUCUUUCUCGUUGCUUUUCUGGCUGGGUUGGAUUUCCUCUGUAGUUUUCACUGAACUUGAAAUGUGUCUUCCAGUGUAAACAUUAAAUUAAACCCAUUGUCCUAUGUGUAUUUGAGAUAAAAUGGUCAGAAAACUGGG
This is a messenger RNA of Betta splendens (Siamese fighting fish), 776 nucleotides long. It is a transcript of the gene higd2a, whose product is annotated as HIG1 hypoxia inducible domain family, member 2A. The coding region runs from base 34 to 387 and encodes 117 amino acids. Gene Ontology annotation, biological process: mitochondrial respirasome assembly. Gene Ontology annotation, cellular component: mitochondrion. Lineage: Eukaryota; Metazoa; Chordata; Actinopteri; Anabantiformes; Osphronemidae. The transcript has 2 exons. The record is from RefSeq and is a predicted model, not a curated record.